This is a messenger RNA of Pseudopodoces humilis (Tibetan ground-tit), 3702 nucleotides long. NCBI's taxonomy places the organism in Eukaryota, Metazoa, Chordata, Aves, Passeriformes, Paridae. The record is from RefSeq and is a predicted model, not a curated record.
GGGCGUGAUGGGCGCGCUGCUGUGGUGGGACCCGCUGAGAGCCGGCAGCUCGGAGGUGGACUGGUGCGAGGACAACUAUACCAUCGUGCCCGCCAUCGCCGAGUUCUACAACACGAUAAGCAACGUCUUGUUUUUCGUUUUACCGCCCAUAUGUAUGUACUUGUUCCGUCAGUAUGCAAUCUGCUUCAACAGUGGAAUAUAUUUAAUAUGGAUUCUGCUAGUCGUGGUUGGAAUUGGAUCUGUUUAUUUUCACGCCACCCUCAGUUUUUUAGGCCAGAUGCUGGAUGAGCUGGCUAUUCUCUGGGUUCUGAUGUGUGCUCUUGCCAUGUGGUUCCCUAGGAGAUACCUGCCUAGAGUUUUUCGAAAUGACAGGAGCCGAUUUAAAGCUGCUGUGGGUGUCCUGUCUGGAAUUACCACCUGCCUGGCCUUCAUUAAGCCUGCCAUUAACAACAUCUCGCUAAUGACACUGGGAGUUCCCUGCACAGCUUUGCUCAUUGCUGAGUUGAAGAGGUGUGAAAACCUGCGUGUAUACAAACUGGGUCUCUUUUCGGGUCUUUGGUGGAUGCUAGCACUUUUCUGCUGGAUCAGUGACAAAGUGUUUUGUGAGAUCUGGUCCUCAUUUAACUUUCCCUAUUUGCACUGUGUAUGGCAUAUUUUGAUUUGCCUUGCGGCAUAUCUGGGAUGUGUCUGCUUUGCUUACUUCGAUGCUGCCUCUGAGAUCCCUGAGCAGGGCCCUGUCAUAAAGUUCUGGCCCAGUGAAAGGCAGCACUUCAAGUGUCAUAGGAAGAGAACGGAAGUGUGUUCAUUCUUCUCUGAAGAAGACAGAGGAAGCAAGAACAUGGGGGCACUUGAGCACUAAAGUAACCAAAUGGCUUCUUUGUUUUUUGCACUGUGUUUUUGAUGUAGCAUUUCCCUUGAUAAAAGCCCUUUUCAAAUACCAGGAUCAAGGAAUGAUCUUUUUGUAGUAGGUCACCUUUAGUGCUUGAUCCACUUCUUUUGUAACUUUGUUUGCAAAAGAAGGCAGUCCAAGAUGCCUACAUGCCAUCCUGUGUCCUUCUUAGCUCUGAUUUUGCUGCACUUACACAUGGCCACAAGAGAGUGCUCGAAGUCCGUGCUAUUCCCAGCCUGGUGUGGCACCAGGCUGUGCAUCACUUUGGAUCACAGAAUAUAGGGUUGCUUUCCCAAGUACAAAAGGAGAUGAAGCUGCAGUUUGCAGCUGGAUUAUUCUGUAAGUGCAAUUAGGCAGUGUAAAUGCAGAGGGAGCUGACAGAAGUCCCUAAAACUAGGUAAGAGUUCAAGGAUUUUAUUGUAUUUCCACUGUCCUGUGAAUACUUAUAUGCUGCAUAUUUCCUUCUUGCAGAAAUGUCACAGAAAUCUCUCUCUACCUCUUGAGGCAUGUUUGGUCUUGAAUUUGGCAUUGAAGUGCUCACAGAAUUGUGGACAUUACCUUCAGUAAGAUCUCAGGUCAGCAUUGAUUGACAGUGUGAUUACACUGUAAAAACUCAUAGGUGCCUAGCUGCAUGUCUAAUUUAAGAGCUGUCUUCUCACCAGUGCAUUGCAAAGUGAUGUAAAAAAUAGUCCAGUGCUCUGCUGGUUAUACUUAGGAAAAAAGUAAGUAACUGCUUAAAAGCCAGGCUGAAGACCUAGAUUUCAGUGAGCAAUGAAAUGUGAUAUUGAGUCUUGCAUUCUUGCAAAAGAUUCUGAUUUUUCUGGGUGUUUUCAGUUCAUUUUGUAAAGACAAAGGAUGUUUUAGGUCCAUUCAGUUUUAAGGUUAUUGGUGUGGAGGUUCAGAAAUGGCUGUAGUUCUUGCAAGCAAUUAAUACAAGGCCUGUUUAAAAAAAUUGUGCAAAUUCCAGGCAUGUUUUUCAAGUAUGAGCAAUUGUAGCUGCUAACAGCUGCAGUUUUGGAGAAAGAAGGGUCUACUCACAUUCCUCAGAACUCUAAUAUCAGACCUCUAAGUGGGAUAAGGCUUUGAAUGUACACUUUUGUUAAUAAGUAUCAUUUCCUUUUUUAGUAGUUGACCAUGAAAUACGAUUUUCUCUUUUACCUACAUGUCUCAUGUCAUACUUGUUUUUCAUCAAUGCAAAAAUGUACUCUAUACAGUAUAAUCUUUAUGAAAGCGGCUUUUAGCAAGAACUUUGGGCUGAAUUAAUUUUCAAGAGUUUAAAAACCUUUUAAACUUUUAUAUUAAAAAUUAUGCUUAGAAAGCAAGAAGAGUAUCAGCUGUAUACUGAUACUCUUGUACCAAAUUGUUAGUGGGAGAUACCACUUUUUUUUGAGACCUUCAAAAUGGGUGAGUAGACUACUGUCAGAUGACUGCCAAAUCAUAAAAGCAGCAUAAAGCCUUUCCAAUGGAAUAGUACAUAUUUAUACCACUUGCUAGUAGAUUUGAAACAUCUAUUUUUUGGCACACAGUGAUAAAAUUUUUUAUGAAAUCUCUUUGUGAAAAUUUAUGCGGUGAUGUUUGUUACUCUUUGAAACACAGCUAUUUUUUUCCUUUUCCUUCCUCUCCCCCCAAUUAUGAAAUGCUCAGCUUCAGACACUUCUCAGGUAUUAAAAGUUCUAUUAUUAGAUCCUUAUAAAGAUAGGAUUGCUGGCUGGAACCCAGCUAAGUUUUCUGAUGCCUAACAUGGUCCUACUUUGAGUAAGACUUUUUGAUAGUGUUUGCUAAAUUAUUAUGUUAUGAUAAAUAAGUUAUUUUCAGUAUUGCUUGGGAAGCUAAUAACUGCAGACAUAAUGUACUAUUCAAAGUGACUGGAGCCUUUCUACUUAAUAUUUUGCUUGAAAGCAACCUCUGACUCACAGGGCUCUAGUUAAUCUGCUGUCAGUUGCUGUCUUCUACUCUGCAGAGUCUGACUGCUCACAAGGAAGUAAUUUUGUAAUUUAAAAAAUCUCAGAAGGGCAUUCAGCUGUUGAAGAAGUAAAUUAAUGCAGAUAACAGGCCAAGAGUCAUGUCCUGUAUUUUUAUUAUCUAAUAUCUUUUUUACCCUUUGUGGGAGAUUUUGUGAACAAAGAUUGUUAUGUGUUGUUCAAAGCUUCACUGUAAAACUUGUUGGUGUAUUCCACUGUAGCAGCAGCUUACCACUUUUAGAUUUAGUUAUUGCACUUUACAUUAAAUUAGUAUUAACUUAUAUAACCAAAAAUAGCUACACUAAUUUUAAAAAAUAAAAUUGGAUUUUUUUACAAGAUUCACAGUUUUACAGAUUGCACCUACACUAAUAAUAAUAUUAGUACCCAAAGAAGUAUAUGAUUGGCAUAUGGGAGGGUUUGUGCACUGGAUCAUACAGAUUGAUAGAGAAUGCACAAGGAGCUGUAUUACAUUACAUGCUGUAUAAAGUGAUUUAUAUGUGCCUGCAGGUUUUAAAGCCCCAGAAUGCUUUCUUUACUGCCAGCAGGAAGUGAUUUAGUUCCUAGUGCUUAGGUUUAGUUAGUAUUUUAGUCUGUUUAGUGGGAUGCAAUACUGUGAGUGUUUUGUAAAUAUUGACAUGUGAUAUCCAUCAUUCCUUUAAUGUUAAACUUCAGGUUUUUCAAGAAAGGAUACUUAUUUUUCAGUGGUGGCGAACGCUCAAUUCACAGUCAUUAACAACUCAAGAAGUAAUGUGUAAGGAGUGGUGUGGGGUUAGGGGUUUCUUCUAUCUCCGUUUAAGUUUGUAUACCAAAUGUUUCUGGAAAAUAUGUAAUACUUUGCAGCAUUAAACUGUA